Messenger RNA from Hermetia illucens (black soldier fly), 1789 nucleotides. RefSeq names its product tRNA-specific adenosine deaminase 1 (gene Adat1). The coding region runs from base 7 to 1212 and encodes 401 amino acids. The transcript has 2 exons. Gene Ontology annotation, molecular function: RNA binding; adenosine deaminase activity. Gene Ontology annotation, biological process: RNA processing. NCBI's taxonomy places the organism in Eukaryota, Metazoa, Arthropoda, Insecta, Diptera, Stratiomyidae. The record is from RefSeq and is a predicted model, not a curated record.
UCCUGUAUGAUGGAGACUACCUCAUUUGUUCCAGCUGAUCAAAUUUUUAAGCUUUGUAUAGAAAAAUUCAAUUCCCUUCCGCGUACCGGAAAGCCGACAACAAAUGAAUGGACAGUAUUAUCAUGUAUAAUACAAUGUGACAGCAAUUCGAAAAAUGCCAAAGUUAUUUCGUUAGGAACUGGUACAAAAUGUAUCGGAAGUGAUCAGUUGUGCGAAAAAGGAUUGAUUUUGAAUGACUCUCACGCUGAAGUUAUGGCAAGACGUGGAUUCCUCCGGUAUCUGUAUGCAAGCAUUCGAAACUAUUUAUCGGAUGGGAGCCCAUUAGCAUACAAUGAACAGACAGGAAAAUAUUCCAUAAAGAAUGGAAUAAGUUUCCAUUUUUUUAGUACCCACGCUCCUUGUGGGGAUGCAACUAUAGUUUCAAAAUCUACCGGUGACGAAGAAAUUGAGCCAGGGACGAAAAAAAUGAAAUUGUCUCCAGAAUUUACGGACAAUUUCACAGGUGCAAAACUCAUAGCAGCUAAUGAAAAUACAGACUUAAUGUCUCAAGACGAAGGUGCGAUUCGGACAAAACCGGGACGUGGUAUAAGAACUUUAUCGGUAUCGUGUAGUGACAAGUUGUCUCGUUGGAAUAUACUAGGAAUUCAAGGAGCGUUAAUAAAUAUAUUUUUGGAUAAGCCAGUGUACUUUGAAACUCUAACGUUUUCUGGUCAAGUUAGUGAAAUAUCGGUAAAACGAGCAUUAUACGGUCGGUGGCGGAAAGUGAGUUUCAACAGUGAAAGAUACAAGUUGCAAAUGCCAAGGAUUAACAUUUGCUCACCCGAUCUAAAAUUUGAGUUUGAACAAACAACUGAAACGGAUCCAUCGCCUGCGAGUAUAGUAUGGGCUGAUGUUCAAGAGAAACCUCUGGAGGUAGCCGUAUCCGGAAAACGACAAGGAGUUACGAAAUCUAAACGAAACACCAUUUCAGGUGCAUUAAGAAUAUCUAAAGUAUGGUUAUUUCAUGAAUUUGUUUCUACUUUAUCUUCACAACCAUCUUUACAAAAAAGCUUUUAUCCAAAUUCUGACGAUUUCCAUAAAAUAACUUACAAAGAAGCAAAAUUUUGUUCAGAGGAAUAUCAGUCUGCUUGGAACCUCUUAAAAACAGAUUAUUUUCAAAAUUGGACAAAGAAAUCAGAAAAAUUAUUAGAUUUUAAGUUAGAAGAUCGGUAGCAUAAGUAUUUAAGUGGUUAAAUAAGUGGUAUCCAUUGAUAUCAACAAAAUAUUAGAAUCUUCUUUCAAAUUGGAACUCAGUCAGAAAAGCGGCUGUAUCAAGUUAAUAAGAAGGUCAUGCAAGAGGUGAUCACCAAUAAGUAGUUGGCUUCAAGCGUCUCACCUAUAUUUACAUCUAUUGAUUAUUCAAUUUGAUUAGAUAAAAAGUGUCUUCUAACUCCUCGAACUUCACAAUGAGAAAGAAUCAACUAAUAUCAUUUUUUUAAAUGUAGGUAGUAAUUACCUUGACUAAAAAUCAAUUGGAAUAGGUCAAUGGAUGCUUAGAUAUUGUAGUCUAAAACCAAUUUAUUUCCGAACAUGCAUUCUGUUGACGAAUUUCGCGACUAAUGAGAUCUAUACAUAUUCAGCUAGCAGGGGUUACCGCAACCGUACAGGAGACUUGAUGCUUAAUGGAUGUCCUUAGGGUGAAAAUCCAUAAAAUCCGCGUAUCCGUAACUUUCUUUCUUUAAAAAAAAUCCCUAUCUUCGUGAAUUGUUACAGUAGAAUUUGAUUUUAUGAUAUCUAUAAAUCGGAAAAC